CUAAUAUCUAUAUUUGCAACUGUCCCAUCUGUUUAUUUAUAGAUGUUAUUAUAUGUCUGCAUGGCAACUACUAUAAACGGUGUUGAAUGUUUAGGUGCAAAGAUAAUAACAUUAUAAUGUUUCUAUUUCCCAAGGCUAGCUCCCAUGUGGGUUUUACCUGUGGCCUAUGCUGUGCUUAGACUACCAUAAGGUGCCAAAAGUUAUCUCCAAGGUAAGCAAUUCUUAUUCUUCUGAAAGGAAUAAGCGGUGAAGAUGCUAAUUUCUUACAAGAUACAUGAAGCUUAAAGGUCAGAAGUUUUGCUUGCAGUUUAAGCCUAUGUCGGAGAAGAUUGCUGCUCCUUUCUUCUUAUAUAUGUGAUGUAGCUUUUUAAAUUCCUUAGCUUCUUCCAACUGUUUUGUUACUAUUCAUUUUUCUGGUUUUGGUGAUUCACCUUUCUUCUUUCUGAAGCCUCCAAGCUCUCUCCUAAGGAAGGAAGGAGAUGAUUCAGAGAUAAGAAUGGAAAUGUGUUGUAUGUUGUAGAAGUUUACAAGUAUUGUUCACUUCUUUGUAUUAUAAAGAGAGAGACGGCACUAUGUUUUCUGAAUUAUUUGAGCUUAUUGUACCGGGACAUAUCAGUUUCAUAUGGAGUUACUGGGGCAUUGAGUUGCUAGUAUUGGCAAACUUUGUGUUCCAAGUAAUCCUAACCUUCAAUGGAAGUCGUAGAAGGCACACACCAGGAAAUAAGCUGAGCUUAACAGUAUGGUUUUCGUACUUGUUAGCUGCUAAAAUAGCAACCGUUGUUCUGGGAAAGCUCACGACAAUAGAGAUCGGCCGUGAAAAGCGCAACACGCACACCCAAGUCCAGGCGUUGUUGGCACCACUGAUGUUCAUGCAGAUAGGAAAUCCAGAUACAAUCACAGCCUACUCGAUUGAAGACAACCAAUUAGGAGUGCGGCAAGUUUUCAGUAUGGUGAUCCAAGUGGCGAUUAUGUUUUACAUUCUUAUAAGGUCAUGGACGAAUUCCAAGACAUCGUUUCUUUACAUACCCAUGUCUGUGGCUGGAAUAAUCAAGUACGGAGAGACUUCAUGGGCUCUAAAAUCAGCACUCAAUGGCAACUUCGGCUUCACAAUUGCUGAUUUCUUCAAAUAUCACGAAGUAGCUGAUUUAUUUAAAAAAUUGCCACAGGGAGAGAAUGAACUUCCAGAGGCAAACUUGAUCUUAAGAGCUUACUACAGAUUUUGCUGCCUGAAACCUCAUCUUGAGAAUUGGCUUUACUAUCCUCCAACCGAUUGUGAUCAAGAAAAGCUAUACAUUGAUGAUUGUAAGUAUGAAGAUGUGUUCAGAAUUACAGAUUCUGAACUGGGUUUCAUGUAUGAUGCCCUCUACACUAAGGCACCUGUUGUAUACACUCGUAAAGGUUUAAUUCUUCGUUUCAUAAGUUUGCUUAGUGUGAUUGCUACACUAUGUGGAUUUUCUGUAUUGUUCAAGGAUGCAUUUGUGUAUAAUAUUAGUAUUGGGUUCAUCCAUUUUGUGUUGAUAGCAGCUCUGAUAAUUGAGAUUUAUCAGAUCUUGAGACUGCCAUUCACAGAUUGGGCUAUAGUCCAGAUGGUCAGGCACCAUGAAGCUUUUCCUAUCCUUGGGGGUUUCCUGCGGUCUCUAGCCCCUCAGUCAGCAACUUGGAGAAGGUGGUCUAACACAUUGGGGCAGUUCAAUCUCUUAGAUUUCUGCUUGCAAACCAAGCAUCGGAACUACAGCAGAAUCAAAAUUCUCAGGUACUGGGGGAUGGAUAUGAAACUCAGAAAGCAAUUGAGUUUGGAUCGAAUUGACAUCCCUCCAGAAGUGAAAGAACUUGUGGUCACAGAACUGAGAGAGAUAGAGAAGAUCAAAGGACAAGAAGAAUUUGAUCAAAGAGGCCAAUGGACAAUCGAUAGGUACAAAAAGAAACUGAAUUUCAACAAUGAAAACAAAUUGAUCAAAGCAAUGGAAACCACUGUAUCAAAGAGACCUUUCGAUAAGUGCAUCUUCAUAUGGCACAUCACAACAAAUAUUUUCUAUAACAUCGAAUGUUAUCGUGAUGCUAGUGUAGGUAACAAAACGGAAGCUAUCAUGAGUCUAUCAGAUUAUAUGAUGUACCUUUUGGUGACUCGUUCCCAUGUUCUAUCAACAACAACUGCAGAUAUUAUAUUUGAUCAUUCAUGCGUGAAGCUCGGGAAGUUCACAAGAACUGGACGUCUAAAGAAAGAGGAUGUCUGCAAUGAUAUUUUGAACUUACAGAAAGAAAGUAUCCUUCAUGCAAGAGAGCCACAUGAACCAAUUGAAUCAGAAGCAGAGAAAGUAGUUGUAGGGAAUUGGCAUCUGAUGAAGGAUGUAAAAGAGCUUGCAGAUAGCUUAUUGACUCUGAGCAAUGAAGACAAAUGGAAGCUACUUGGCAGCAUGUGGUUUGAGAUGAUGGGAUAUGCUGCAAGUAAAUGUGAAAUGGAAUAUCAUUCAGAACACAUCAGACAAGGUGGUGAACUGAUCACUCAUGUUUGGCUUUUGAUAGCACAUAAUGUCACCAAAUACAGUUCAUAUGAAUACCAUGUGGGUGGUCAAGAUGAAGAGACUCCACCUGCUUCCUGAUUACUUUUUCAACUUCUUUUUCCUUUGAGAAAUGAUAUUUGAUUGCUUGUAACGAAGUUUUAUGCAUUAUCAUUGUUUUUUGGUCCAAUGAUUUAUUUUGUAAAAAGCAUAAUGCAUGUCAAGUCCCCUAUCUACAAUGCUACAUGGCAUUUUUUUAAUUAUGAAAAUUAUAA
This is a messenger RNA of Benincasa hispida (wax gourd), 2773 nucleotides long. RefSeq lists its product as uncharacterized. NCBI's taxonomy places the organism in Eukaryota, Viridiplantae, Streptophyta, Magnoliopsida, Cucurbitales, Cucurbitaceae. The record is from RefSeq and is a predicted model, not a curated record.